UACAUUUCCAUAGAAGCAACUGGAAAGACCCAAAUUUAGUGAGUACGUAGUUUUCUUACAUUUCCAAAGAAGCAACUAGAAAGAUCCAAAUUUAUUGGGCCGUGCCAUAACGCGCGCAUAAAGCACUCCCCAGGCGCAGUAUGCAAAUUCCACUUUCAACGUCAAAACAAAUUACCGCUUUUUUUUCUGCAACAGCAAUCAUACAUUAUAACAACUGCCGUUAAACAGAAAAUUGAAAAUACGCAGAGAAGACAAAGAGAUCUCCAAGCCUAGGCCACGUCUAGAAUAUACAAAGCUUUGCUGUCAAGCCGAGGUCGAAUCCCAAACUUGCAUAGACAUUAUAAUUGCACCUGCAACGAAAGAGUAAGAAACGGGGGGUUUUUUGUGGAAGAAUUAAUACUAUUUUUUAUUGAAACAAAGAGUCUUUGCAUUGCAAGAAUGUUGUGAUUCGCGUCGGACAAUUUUGAUUGAAGAGAAUUGGUAAAGUUUCAUUUUUUAAUAAAUUCUGUGCAGUUGAUUUGAGUGAUUUCCGUAUAGGGUUUGUCGGUAAAGAUAGGGCGGCAUUUCAUGGCUUGAGUUUUAUAGGAUGAGAAGAAUUAUAUGCUUUUUUAGAUCGAAAGUAAAACGUGGUUUGGAGAGCAGAAUUGAGCUUGGCUAUUUUGUGUUAAUUGAAAAGAUUUCAACCGGUUUGAGACAAUUUUAUUGUAAUUCAAGGGAAUUUAUGUAUUCUGUCAAUUUUGGCAAGGAUUUCAAGCACUUGCGGAUUUAAGGUUGUUGUGUACGAGUUUAAGUAGUUCUGCCGGUUUGUGCUUUUGUAAGCACUUCAGUCGUUUGAAGCAAUUUUGUGCGGAUUUUAAAGAGUUUGGAUGAAUCAAGAAAAGCUCAGGGGAGAGCUACUGUGUAAUAUUGCUGUAGGUUUUUCUCUUUUUGUUCUUUGGAACAUUAAUCUUGAAGACGUGGAGAGGCAGAGAAUUUGAUAAGGUUUUGAGCGGGCUUUAAUAGAUGCGAGAUCGGUAGCCAUGGCUGUGCCUCGGUGCGGGAAGGAGUUGAAACAGGCGUUUGACGCGAUGUACAAAGGUUGUUUUUCAAUUAAUGGGCUAUCUUGGUCUGUUAGAAAUGCAAAUGGUAUUGAGUCGUCAACAGUCUUCAGGCGCUUUGAAUCAGGAGCUUUCCAGAGAGUUUUCCACUAUUUCAAAAAUCGAAGUUGCUAUUCCACUCUAAAUAAAGCAGAAAGGUCUGCAGCAGAGCAUUACGCUUUCAAGCGUGCCUCAGGCAAGGAAGGCACCAGCUCGGGUAGAUUAUUUAUUCCAACAUUUGGGAUUCAAGGAAGGAGCACAAUCAAACAUGGAUUUUGGUCCUGUGGAAUGAGAAAUGUGGGCCAGGGAAGGCGAUUUUAUUACGUGGGCAGGGACAAUUUGCAGCAUUUUAAACGUAGAGGGCCACAAAGCUGGAUUAAAAAUCCUACAAGGGUUGUGAUUAUUGUGAUUCUGAGCUCAGGGCUGGCUAUUAGCAUCUAUUUUUCAAACUUGGAAAUAGUACCAUAUACUCAUCGCAAGCAUUUCAUCCUAUUACCUGCAGGGAAGGAAAAAGAGCUUGGCGAAAGCCAGAUUCAAGAGCUCAAAAAGACGAUGAAGUCAAAGAUUCUUCCUGCCAUUCAUCCAGAAAGUGUGAGGGUAAGAUUAAUUGCCAAGGAUAUAAUACAGGCAUUGCAAAGGGGAAUACGACAUGAGCAAAGCUGGAGUGAUGUACAAUACGGCAAUACAAGAACUGACGUUGUUGAUUCUCCUCGCAGUCAAGAUCCCUGGAGCAUAACUGAUGAGAAUGCCUAUCCUCCAGAGCAGUUGUAUGGCAAAGAUGAAGCACUGGAUGAUAAAUGGGUCAAGGAGAGUCGCGAAUCUGGAAAACAAAGUGGUGAAAAAGUGUCCACCCAUCACUUAGAGGGAUUAAAUUGGGAAGUUCUAGUUGUAGAUGAUGACGUGGUGAAUGCAUUUUGCCUCCCCGGCGGGAAGAUAAUGGUUUUUACUGGAUUGCUAAAAGUAUUUCCAUCUGAUGCGGAGAUAGCAACAGUUAUCUCUCACGAGGUUGGACACUGUGUGGCAAGGCACGCAGCUGAAGGAUUGACAAGUAAUUUGUGGUUUACGAUCAUACAAUUGAUUGUUCUACAGUUUAUUGGAAUGCCAGAUGUUGUGAAUGCAAUGUCAACCCUAUUUUUGAGGCUUCCCUUUUCAAGAAGGAUGGAAAUGGAAGCUGACUAUAUUGGGUUACUUUUAAUGGCAUCGGCUGGAUACGAUCCACGCAUAGCUCCUUCUGUUUAUGAAAAGCUUGGACAAUUAGGUGGUGGUGAUUCAAUGAUUAAAAAUUAUUUGUCUACUCAUCCAUCUGGAAAGAAAAGAGGAGAAAUGCUUAGACAAGCGAAGGUAAUGGAAGAAGCACUUAGUCUUUACAGAGAGAGCAUAUUAGGUCAUGGAAUCGAAGGGUUUCUUUAAGAUUCUCGAAGGCUUUGGAUGCAUUACAUUUGUAAUUGAUAUUUGUUCUUUGACGCAAAGAAUAGUAUUUUACAACAGGUUAUAUAUAAAAUUGGGAAUAAGGCCAUUUCAAAAAGCUAUCUAAAUGUGCACAAAACUUUAUAUCCCUAGAAAUGGUGGAUAUAUGUACUCAUUUAAGUGUAGUGUUUCACAAACCAUCCAUACUGUUUUAUCACAUUGAGUUGGUAGACAAUUCUUUUAUUGUGAUAGAUGAAAGAUAAAGCUCCGAGAAAAUACUUUUGUAAUUGCUUUCAACUUUUCAUUGCCAAUCCAUCUAUCUUUUUGCUGCAA
Molecule: messenger RNA, 2816 nt
Organism: Cryptomeria japonica (Japanese cedar)
Lineage: Eukaryota; Viridiplantae; Streptophyta; Pinopsida; Cupressales; Cupressaceae
Product: mitochondrial metalloendopeptidase OMA1
Exons: 4
Coding region: 1020-2486 (488 amino acids)
Cellular component (GO): membrane
Molecular function (GO): metalloendopeptidase activity
Source: RefSeq, a predicted model, not a curated record